Molecule: messenger RNA, 12591 nt
Organism: Olea europaea var. sylvestris
Lineage: Eukaryota; Viridiplantae; Streptophyta; Magnoliopsida; Lamiales; Oleaceae
Product: BEACH domain-containing protein C2
Exons: 29
Coding region: 267-7886 (2539 amino acids)
Molecular function (GO): protein binding
Source: RefSeq, a predicted model, not a curated record
AGAAGCCCGUUGGGCCAAGAAAUUAACACUGUAAUGUUAAUUAUAGCUGGCUUGCUAGGCCUUUUCUCUCGCCUCCUAUUUCGAUCCCCGUCUGAUUCAAUUUUCCAUUUCUAUUAUUGAUUUAAAACAUAAUGUUUUCGUAAUUAAUAAUCCAACUGUAAAUUAUUACUUGAAAUCAGUGUUGUUUUCCCCAUUUUUUAAGGUAAAAUUACAUUGUAAAUGAGUUGAGGACUCUAUAAGGUCAAGUAAGUGGUUGUAAUUAUAAAAUGGAAGAAAAAGAAGAAACAAGGGACCGUAGAGGAUUUUCUGGUGGGAAUUCUGAAACUCGUGGUGAAGGAAAUGGUGCAGACCAUAGUGUAGGAACAUCCAUUACAGAAAAAGUUGAGAUACAUAGUAAUAUUGCAGAUAAUGAGGGUAUCAAUGUAGUUUUGGAAGGAGUUGAUUCAUCUCCUCCUCUUGUAGACGAUGAUCUUUUUGAGCAUGUUCCGCUGAAAGAAAAUAAUAAAAUUGCUGAGGAUGUGCAUGGGUCUUUUAGUCCAGAUAAUUUGAGACAUUCAUCUGGUGGAAGUGAGGAAACAUUCGAGUUUUCCUUUGGAAACGCUUCGACCUCUGGAUUUAACUCUCCCCAUGAUGCAGAGGUGCAUCAUAAUCACCAUUUUUCAAGCCCAGGGCCCCAGGGAGAUUCGACUAAUAACAUUACAGUACCAUCCUCUUCUGCUAGUCUUGAUUCUGCUCUGCAUUUCCAUGUAGAUAGUGGAUACUCUCCUGCUGAGUCUCCUCAAAAGACCAAGCCUAAACAGGUUACGCUUAAUGUGUCUCCGGAACUAUUGCAUUUAGUAGAUUCUGCUAUAAUGGGAAAAACAGAAAGCUUGGAAAGGCUGAAGAAUAUUGUGAGUGGUGUUGAGAUUUUUGGGAAUGGAGAGGAGGCUGUUAAGAUUGCUUACUUGGUAGUUGAUUCCCUUCUUGCCACAAUGGGAGGUGUUGAGUCUUUUGAAGAGGAUGAGGAUGGCAAUCCUCCUAGUGUUAUGCUGAACUCUAGGGCUGCCAUUGUGUCAGGUGAGCUCAUUCCUUGGCUUCCUGCUGUUGGGGAUUUUGAGGAUUUCAUGUCUCCUAGGACUCGGAUGGUAAGAGGAUUGCUUGCUAUAUUGCGUGCUUGCACUAGGAACAGACAUAUGUGCUGUGUGGCUGGUUUAUUGGGGGUGCUGCUUCACUCAGCUGAGAGAAUCUUUGUUCACUAUAUUGGUUCACCGGAUAAAUCAAAUUGGGAUGGAACUCCUCUUUGCUCCUGCAUUCAGUACUUAGCUGGUCAUUCUGUUAGUCCAAGCGACCUGCAUCAGUGGCUUCAUGUCAUUACAAAACUACUUACCACCCCAUGGGCAUCUCGUUUAGUUCUUUCUCUUGAGAAAGCUAUGGCUGGAAAAGAGGUCAGAGGUCCUGCAUGUACCUUUGAGUUCGAUGGUGAAAGCUCUGGUCUGCUUGGUCCAGGGGACAGCCGAUGGCCUUUUACUAAUGGAUUUGCAUUUGCAACUUGGAUUUACAUUGAGUCAUUUGCAGAUAAUUUAAGCACUGCAACUACGGCUGCUGCAAUUGCAGCUGCAGCUGCUGCUACGUCAGGGAAAUCAUCUCCUAUGUCAGCUGCUGCUGCUGCUAGCGCUCUAGCUGGUGAAGGCACAGCACACAUGCCUCGGCUGUUCAGUUUCUUAUCUGCUGAUAAUCAAGGGAUGGAGGCCUAUUUCCAUGCACAAUUUUUGGUUGUUGAAUGUGGAAGUGGGAAGGGGAGGAAAUCUUCUUUGCAUUUUACUCAUGCGUUCAAGCCGCAGUGUUGGUACUUUAUUGGACUUGAACAUACUUGCAAGCAGGCGCUUCUUGGAAAGUCAGAGAGUGAGCUAAGAUUGUACGUUGAUGGUUCCCUGUAUGAAAGUCGUCCUUUUGAUUUCCCUCGAAUUUCAAAGCCACUUGCAUUUUGCUGCAUUGGGACUAACCCUCCGCCGACUAUAGCUGGUUUACAACGUCGUCGUCGUCAAUGCCCUUUGUUUGCUGAGAUGGGGCCUGUAUAUAUUUUUAAGGAACCUAUUGGGACAGAUAGAAUGGCACGGUUGGCUUCCAGAGGAGGGGAUAUGCUGCCUUCUUUUGGCAGUGGGGCUGUGUCACCAUCGCUAGCUACAAAUAACCAUGUCCAAAGUAUGGCACAGGACAGUUCAUUUCUGGAUGCAGAGAUUGCUGGAUGUCUUCAUCUACUAUAUCAUCCUAACUUACUAAGUGGCCGGUACUGUCCAGAUGCUUCGCCUUCUGGUACUGCAGGCAUGCUCCGAAGACCUGCGGAGGUUCUUGGUCAAGUGUAUGUCGCUACGAGAGUACGGGCAACGGAAGCUCUGUGGGCCCUUGCUCAUGGAGGUCCAAUGUCCUUACUUCCACUAGUGGUGAGCAACAUGCAUGAGACUAGCCUGGUACCACUCCAAAAUGACCUCUCUUUGUCAUCGUCCACUACUACUCUUGCUGCUCCCAUAUUAAGAAUUAUCUCUUUGGCCAUCCAGCACCCUGGGAACAGUGAAGAGUUGUGUCGCAGAAGAGGCCCUGAAGUUUUAUCAACAAUCUUAAAAUAUCUCCUGCAAACUAUGUCGUUGCUUAACGUUUCAAAUGACUAUGGAGUUGGAUAUGAGGAACUUGUUGCUGCAGUUGUCUGUAUAUGCCAGUCUCAGAAGUUUAACCAUUCACUCAAAGUGCAGCUUUUUAGUACAUUGUUACUUGAUCUCAAAAUUUGGAGUUUAUGUAGCUAUGGACUACAAAAAAAGCUUCUGUCAUCACUUGCAGAUAUGGUAUUCACCGAGUCAUCUGUGAUGCGAGAUGCUAAUGCUAUUCAGAUGCUUUUAGAUGGUUGCAGGAGAUGCUACUGGUCCAUUCGGGAAAGUGACUCUGUGAAUACGUUUUCCAUUAAUGAGGAUGCCCACCGUGUUGGUGAGGUCAAUGCUUUGAUUGAUGAACUAUUAGUGGUUAUUGAACUUUUAGUUAUGGAUGCUGCUCCAUCCGUGGCUGUGGAGGAUGUUCGGUGUUUGCUUGGGUUCAUUGUUGACUGCCCUCAACCAAAUCAGGUUGUCAGGGUGCUGCACCUGAUAUAUAGGUUGGUGGUUCAACCAAAUACGUUCAGGGCUCAAACCUUUGCCGAGGCAUUUAUAUCAUCUGGUGGCAUAGAAACACUUCUUGUUCUUUUGCAGCGUGAAGCAAAUGCUGGAGAUAUAGAUGUUCCAAACUUUUCAUCCAAGAGUGAUGAAACUUUAUCAUCCCAGAAAACCGAAGAAGAUAUUGGGGACAGGACUUCAGAAGACAUUGGUUGUGAUGAUACAGGACCUAUGGUUAAAAAUGAUUUAACUUCAGAGGCAAAGGCUCAUGAACCCGAGUCUUUUGAUGGCUCAACGAUAUCUAAUUCUCGAAGGAUGUCAUCUAUCCCUGAACAUCCUUUUAUUAAAAAUUUGGGUGGCAUAAGUUUUUCAAUAAGUGCUGAAAAUGCAAGGAAUAAUGUGUAUAACAUUGACAAAAGUGAUGGUAUCAUCGUUGGUGUUAUUAACCUCUUGAGUGCUUUAGUAAUAUCUGGAUAUCUUAAAUUUGAUAAGCCUGUUCCCCCAGAUGUAACUAACAACAUUCUUGGCGUGAUUGAGGGAGGAGCUACCAUGUUUGAUGAUAAGAUCUCCCUCCUCCUUUUUGGUUUACGAAAGGCUUUCGAAGCAGCUCCAAACAGGCUUAUGACGAGCAAAGUAUACACUGCUUUAUUGGCUGCCUCGAUAAACUCAUCUUCAACAGAUGAAGGACUAUACUUGUAUGAUUCAGGUACUCGCUUUGAGCAUCUGCAACUAUUGUUGGUUCUUCUUCGUUCCCUCCCAUACGCAUCGAGCUCGUUGCAAAGUCGAGCAUUACAGGAUCUUCUGAUUUUGGCUUGCAGUCAUCCAGAAAAUAGAAGCAGUCUUACUAAAAUGGACGAAUGGCCUGAGUGGAUUUUGGAGAUUCUAAUAUCUAAUCAUGAGAAAAGUGGAAGUAAAAAUAGGAAUUCAUCCAGCACGAGAGAUGUAGAAGACUUUAUACACAAUUUCUUGAUUAUUAUGUUAGAGCAUUCUAUGCGCCAGAAGGACGGAUGGAAGGAUAUUGAAGCUACAAUUCAUUGUGCAGAAUGGCUUUCUAUGGUUGGCGGUUCUAGCAUUGGAGAUCAAAGGAUUAGACGUGAAGAAUCAUUGCCCAUCUUCAAAAGAAGGCUUUUGGGUGACUUGCUGGACUUCUCUGCAAGAGAACUACGGGAUCAGACUCAAGUUAUUGCUGCAACAGCAGCUGGUGUGGCAGCUGAGGGAUUGUCACCUAAGGAUGCAAAGGUGCAAGCAGAGAAUGCUGCUCAGCUUUCUGUAGCUUUGGUUGAGAACGCAAUUGUGAUUUUGAUGCUUGUUGAAGACCAUUUACGAUUACAAAGCAAACUUUAUAGUGCUUCACGUUUUCCAGCUAUAUCUUCUUCCCCUCUUUCAAAUAUUUUGCCAGUGGGCAACCACUCUUCAACCACGGUGGGUGGAGAAACUCUUGAAUCAGUGACUGCUCGUAACUCAACAUCUAGUAACUCUAAAGGACUCUCUCUUGACGUUCUUGCUUCAAUGGCUGAUGCUGAUGGGAAAAUUUCUCCAGCAGUAAUGGAUCGGCUUACUGCUGCUGCUGCAGCAGAACCUUACGAAGCAGUUAAAUGUGCUUUUGUAUCGUAUGGAAGCUGUGUUGUAGAUUUAGAAGAAGGAUGGAAAUACAGGAGUCGACUGUGGUAUGGUGUUGGCCUUCCUUCAAAGGCAUCAGAGUUUGGUGGUGGUGGUAGUGGCUGGAAAUCUUGGAAAUCUGCACUGGAGAAAGACACUAGUGAAAACUGGAUUGAGCUUCCAUUAAUAAAAAAGUCAGUUGCAAUGCUUCAAGCAUUACUAUUAGAUGAAUCUGGACUUGGUGGUGGUCUUGGUAUUGGGGGAGGAUCUGGUACUGGAAUGGGAGGCAUGUCACCACUUCACCAGUUAUUAGACAGUGACCAACCAUUCCUAUGUAUGCUCCGGAUGGUGCUUGUUUCAUUGAGGGAAGAUGAUGAAGGUGAUGACCGUAAGCUCAUGCUCAGUAUGGAAGAUAGAUCACUGGAGAAUUUAGGUCGACAAACCAGCAGUAUUGCAUCUUUUGAUGCAAACACCCAAAUGUCAAUGAGAAAACCACGAGCUUCAUUGCUGUGGAGUGUGUUAUCUCCUAUCCUGAUAACGUCGAUUUCUGAGUCAAAAAGACAGCGAGUUUUGGUUGCAUCAUGCGUUCUAUAUUCUGAGGUGUGGCAUGCUAUUGGCAAGGACCGGACGCCUCUGCGCAAACAGUAUCUAGAGGUCAUUUUACCUCCAUUUGUUGCUGUUUUAAGAAGGUGGCGACCCCUGUUGGCAGGAAUUCAUGAACUUGCUACUGCAGAUGGUAUAAAUCCUCUUGUUGCUGAUGACCGUGCCUUGGCUGCAGAUGCUUUGCCUAUUGAGGCUGCUCUUGCGAUGAUAACUCCUAGCUGGGCUGCUUCUUUUGCAUCACCUCCUGCUGCUAUGGCAUUGGCGAUGAUUGCUGCUGGUGCCGCUGGAGGAGAAACCACUCCUCCUCCAACUUCUUCACAGUUGAGGCGCGACUCUUCAUUGUUAGAGCGGAAAACAACUAAACUUCAUAAUUUUUCAAGCUUUCAGAAACCUUUGGAGGCACCUAAUAAAUCUCCAGCUGCUGCCAAGGACAAGGUUGCUGCAAAAGCAGCUGCCCUGGCUGCUGCAAGAGACCUUGAACGCAAUGCAAAGAUUGGUUCAGGACGAGGUCUAAGUGCUGUGGCAAUGGCUACAUCGGCGCAGAGACGGCAAAAAAGUGAUACAGAACGUGUUAAGAGAUGGAAUGUUUCUGAAGCCAUGGGAACAGCCUGGUUGGAAUGCUUGCAGUCAGUUGAUUCAAAAUCCGUGUAUGGAAAGGACUUCAAUGCUCUAUCCUAUAAAUAUGUUGCUGUCCUAGUAGGAAGUUUAGCUUUGGCUAGAAACAUGCAACGAUCUGAGGUUGAGAGGAGGUCACAAGCUGAUUUAAUAGCUCGGCACAGGUUAUACACUGGAAUUCGUGAGUGGUGCAAGCUGAUUCAUUGCUUGAUCGAGAUGAAAUGUCUUUUUGGGCCUUCUUGUGAUCAUUUAUACAAUUCUCAACGCGUUUUCUGGAAGCUGGAUUUUAUGGAAAGUUCUUCAAGGAUGAGGAGGGUUUUGCGGAGGAACUACCAAGGUUCAGAUCACUUUGGUGCUGCUGCAGAUUAUGAAGAUAAUUUAGUGCAGAAGCAUGAGAAAGACAGAGUCAUCAGUCCAUCCAAAGCUUCUAUCUUAGCUGCAGAAGCUAUCUCAAUUGAGGUAGGAAAUGAAGGGGAUGAACAAGGAGAUGUUGUCCAUCUGGAUGGUAGCCCAAAUGACAUCGAACAACAUGGUGAAUUUCAGACAAGAUCAUCUGGAUUUGCUGAACAACCAUUGCAAAUGACAACAGAGCCUAGUGAUCCUCCAGUGACCAACGAUCCAGUGUUGCCAAUAGCAUCAGCUGUUGCCCCAGGCUAUGUUCAUAGCGAACAUGACGAAAGAAUAGUUCUUGAGCUCCCAUCAUCAAUGAUCCGACCACUAAAGGUUCUGAGAGGAACUUUUCAAAUAACAACGAGAAGAAUCAAUUUUAUUGUUGAUAACACCGAGCAGAUUGACGUAGGAGAUGGUUUGGACAGCAAGACUGCAAACAGGGUUCAAGAGAAGGAUCACAGCUGGUUGAUAUCAUCACUUCAUCAAAUAUAUAGCAGAAGAUAUCUUUUGAGAAGAAGUGCACUGGAAUUGUUUAUGGUUGACCGAUCAAAUUACUUCUUUGAUUUUGGGGCAACUGAUGGACAAAGAAAUGCAUAUCGAGCUAUUGUUCAAGCUCGUCCUCCUCAUUUGAACAAUAUCUACCUUGCAACUCAGAGACCUGAACAACUUUUAAAAAGAACUCAGCUUAUGGAACGUUGGGCUAGGUGGGAGAUCAGCAAUUUUGAAUAUUUAAUGCAGCUUAAUACAUUGGCUGGACGUACUUAUAAUGACAUUACACAGUAUCCUGUAUUCCCAUGGAUCCUUUCUGAUUACAGCUCAGAUAAUUUGGAUCUUUAUAAUCCUGCUACUUAUCGAGAUCUCUCAAAGCCCGUUGGUGCAUUGAAUGCUGAUAGAUUAAAGAAAUUCCAAGAGAGAUACUCCAGUUUUGAUGAUCCAGUCAUUCCCAAGUUCCAUUAUGGUUCACAUUAUUCAACAGCUGGAACGGUGCUGUAUUACCUCAUGAGACUGGAACCUUUUACUACUCUUUCUAUUCAGCUUCAAGGUGGCAAGUUUGAUCAUGCGGACAGAAUGUUCUCAGACAUUGCUGCAACUUGGAAUGGAGUUCUCGAGGACAUGAGUGAUGUAAAGGAAUUGGUCCCUGAACUAUUUUAUCUCCCAGAGGUUUUAACCAAUUUAAACUCAAUUGAUUUCGGUAUGACUCAACUGGGAGGAAAGAUUGACUCAGUUCAGCUUCCUCCUUGGGCUGAAAAUCCAGUGGAUUUCAUCCAUAAGCAUCGGAUGGCACUUGAGAGUGAGCAUGUUUCAGCGUAUUUGCAUGAAUGGAUCAAUCUCAUAUUUGGGUACAAGCAACGUGGAAAGGAAGCCAUACAGGCAAGCAAUGUUUUCUUCUACAUCACUUAUGAAGGAACAGUCGAUAUUGAUAAAAUAUCAGACCCAGCACAACAACGAGCUACACAAGACCAGAUUGCUUACUUUGGCCAAACCCCAUCACAACUUCUUAGAGUACCUCACAUGAAAAGGAUGCCACUGGCUGAUGUCCUACACAUGCAGAGUGGAACAUAAAUUCCCUGGAUCAAAUAUCGGCAUGUGCGGGUUUAAUCCACUGUAGGGUUGCUAGAGACACUGAAUGGGUUGGGGGUGUUAGGGCAACGUCCUCGCAGUACGCUACAUGGAUAUUUUCUUGUACGGGCCUUAAAAUCUUUAUGGGCAUAGGCUAGGGUUAGUAUAAAUAAUAAUAUUGUAACCCUAUUUUUCAUACUGGAUAAUAUUAUCUCCGUUUCGCUCUCGUGGAUGUAGGUACACUGCCGAACUACGUAAAUUCUUGUGUUGAUUUCUCUAUUUUAUCUCUUUAUUAUUGCGCCUUAAUCCAACAGUAACUUAGCCUCUUAAUGUGUGGGUUUUCUCGUGGUGCUCCUUGGUUGACGGAAUCCUUGUCAACGUACGACUCUGUGGUGUUCAGGAAUCUACACAAUUCAGUCCAUGUGUGGCAUUGUGGUAUCAUCGAAUUUCUAAGAUGUGUCGGUAGGUGACUAGUUGGGUUGUGAUUUCUGCUCGAUUGUCUAAGAUUGGUGCGUAGUGGGUAAGAAGUGUUCAGGCUGUAAUCUGUUGCCGAUUGUCUACAUUGUUGGUGAUUGGAAUGUAGUUGAUGAUGUGAUUUUUGGCUAUAGUGAUUUGGUCUGUGGUAAUUUGGAGUGUCGUGAUUCCUUGUAGUGGUGUUUUAGGCUGUGAUGAUUUGGGCCUGAGUUAGGUCUUUUCUUCCUUGGAUCAAUUGGUUUGGGCUUACGUUAAUUUGGGGGGUUUGGUUCAGUUUGUGGAUUAGGUUAAUUUUUUAGUGUUUGUUUGAUUGGUGAUCUCUUUGAAGGCAUGUCGAUUGAAGCUUUUUGUGUUAAAUUUACGGGAAAGAAUUAUUUCACAUGGAAAUUUCAAUUUAAGAUGUUUUUAAAAGGGAAGGAGAUUGAGGUCACAUUUAUUGGUCCUUAAAGGCGCCUAAAGAUGCUAAAGAUCUAAGUGCAGGAAAUGAAGGAUGCUCAUAUUAUUUCUUGGAUGCACAUGGUGAAUAAUUUACGCUCUUUUACUACUGCUAAAGAGGUGGGAGUAUUUAAAACGCAUCUAUUAUCAAGAUAAUAAUGCACGGAGAUUUCUAUUGGAGUUGAAAUAGCUAAUUACACCCAAGGUAAUUUUACUAUUGAGCAAUGUUAUUUGGGUUUUCUGAACUUGUGGAGUGAGUAUUCCAAGAUAAUUCGUGCUAAGAUCAUUGCGGUGGCCUUAUAAGCAUCUGCUAGAGAUUCAAGAGGUUAGUAAGCACGAUGAGUUUCUUAUGAAAUUACGACCCAAGAGUACAGUGGUUCGAGCGGGUUUAUUGAAUUGUGAUCCAUUGUCUUUGUUGGAUGUGUUUGGGUGAACACUUUCGCGAUGAGCAACACUAGCUACUCAAUCUAAUAUUGGAGCUGAUAUAUUCUUAUAUGAUGUGGUAAUUGUUGCACAUACUACCUAAGGGUAAGGAAAGGGUGAACUCCAGUUUUUCUCCUGCAAAAUAUAUAACCAUAUUGCUCGUACUUGUCCUCAAAGGGUCUACAAUUAUUGCAAGCAACCAGAGAAUAUCACCAAGAAGUGUCCUACACGGCCUCAAAACUGGAAGGCUUGGCCAUUUCAAGCCGAUGUCCAGGACCUGCUCUCGUACUUCCACUAGCUAGCACCAUAAACUAGUUUUUACUCUAGAAAUGGUACAACAAAUGAUUGUUUCAAUCUUCUAUGCCUUAAGCUUAUAGGGUAACAGUCAAGCUAUUUCUUCUCCUUAGUUUGUUAUCUUAGGGGCGUCAAAUCAUAGACAACAAACAAUUGUUUUAGCCUUCUCUACAUUAGGCCUACAAGGUAAUGGUCAAAUUGUUUCUUCUCCUUAGUUUGUCGACUCUGGGGAAUCAAUUCAUAUGUAGUUCUGAUUCCUUGCACAACAUUCGACGCUACACUUGUGAACAACACAUUGAAAAUUCCAAUGGCAGUACCCUCUCAAUUACUGCUUUUGGUGACAUUGAUUCUUCUUUUAAUAAUGUUUUUAUAUCUUCGAGUUUAUCUACUAACUUGAUUUCGGUUGGACAAUUGGUUGAUAAUUGUAUGUUUUUCUCAUACUGGUUGUCUUGUGCACGAUCAGUGGCCGAGCAGGUGUGAGGGGGCCUAAAGUCGGAUGAUUAUUUCCAUUACAGUUUACAAUGCCUUUCACUAUAUUUUUGUUUUGCAUUAAUGUUGGACUUGAACAUGAUAUUUGACACAAGAAAUUAAGUCAUCCUUGUGGUUUAAUUUUGUCUCAUUUAUCGAAAUAUGGUUUUUUUGGACAAUAAAGAUCAAUUUCAGUCCUCCAAUUUGACUCUUAAUUGUGAUAUUUGUAAACUUGGGAAAAGGAAAACUCUUCCAUUUUUGAAUUAUGAGAGUCAUGUCGAUAAAUGCUUUAAGAUUAUUCAUAGUGAUGUUUAGGUGUGGCACCCCUCAUUUCACAUGUUCAUUAUAAAUAGGAAAAAUUGCAGCAACGAUCCCUAACCUUUCCCUUUUUUGCAGACUUUACCCUAACCUUCAUUUUAUUCUAACGGAGGUUCCUAACCUUUCAUAUAUAUGCACUUGAGGUUCAUCUGGACGGAAACCAUCCAAAAUACCAUAAGUUGACCGGAAAAAUUAAGGAAUCAACAUCCAAUAAAAUCGUCCAAAAUAUUGUCCAAAAACACCGUCCAAAAAGGUAUCAACAUCAACAUCCAAUAUAACUGUCAUGAUAGCAGAUAGUUCAAAAAAAAUUUCCAAUCAACUGAUUGUGUUUUGGACGAUUUCCAUCCAGAUAGACAUCAGGUACAUAUUUAUGAAAUGUUAAGGAUCUUCGCUGGUACAAAAUGAAUGUUAGAAUAAAAUCUGCAAAAAACAAAAAGGUUCGGGACUGUUGCUGCAAUUUUCCCUUAUAAAUAUUCUGUAACCUUUAUUGAUAUUUUAGUCGUUACACUUGGAUAUAAUUCUUAUAUCUAAAAGUGAUUUUGUAGCUUAUAUUGAGACACGGUUCUCUUCCAGUAUUCAAAUUUUGAGGUCCGACAACGAUGGGGAAUACAUGUCUCAUGAUUAUCAGUCUUUCUUACAAAAAAGGGGGAUACUCUCUCAACACUCUCGUUUGGAUAUUCCUUAACAGCACAUGGGAGCCAAAAGAAAUAAUCGUCACUUGUUAGAUAUCCAAGUUUUGCUCUUAGAAUUUUCGGUUCCGCCUAGAUUUUAGGUUGAAUCCCUCUUCACAGUUGUACAUCUAAUAAAUCGACUUCCUACUCUGCACACCUGUAUGGUAUACAUCCUAGCUAUGACAGGUUGUAUACUUUUGGGCGUGUUUGCUUUGUUCAUUUGCCUUCUCAUGGAUGUUAUAAAUUUGGUGCGCAAUCCAUGCAAUGUGCUUUCAUGGAUUACAAUAUUGCUCAUAAGGGUUUUGUUUGUUAUGAUGGUGUUACUAAUUAUUUUCAUCUCUCUCGAAAUGUGGUUUUCUUUGAGAAUCAGUAUUACUUUCAGCAACAUGUCAUGUCCCCUAAUUUAACCUCACUCCUUAGUUUUGAGGAUGGCUCUCGUUCCAUCGAACAUUUUAAACCAGUUUUGAGGAUGUCCUCCAGCCCCACUGCCCUUUCCUAACCCUAAUCCCCUUCCAGACUCUACUUCUCUUAGGUGAUCCACUUGCAUCACUUAGCCUCCCGAUCGGUAUAGUUUGUCCGCAACCUUAUCUCAUAUCAACGUUCCUAUUUUUUAUUCUCAAGCAGUUACUCAAAACUUGUUAGGAGAAAACAAUGCAAGAGGAACUUCGAGCUCUUAAGGAGAACUACACAUGGGAUACUGUUCCUUGUCCUCUUGGUGUCAAUCCUAUUGGGUAUAAGUGGAUCUAUUCUUAAGUUAUGCUUUGAUGAAUCUCUAGAUCAAUAUAAAGCUCAGUUGGUGGCUCUUGGUAAUUGUCAAGAAUAUGGUGAGGAUUAUAAGGAGAGUUGUCCUUUUUGCCGAAAUGACAAUGGUUCAUACCGUUCUUGCCAUAGCUGCGUCCAAGGGAUGGUUUUUGCGACAAUUGGAUGUCAAGAAUGCUUUAUUGCAUGGCGAUCUUAAGGAAGAGAUUUAUAUGUCACGCCACGGAACUAUUCUCUUUGCCCUCUUUUGAUAUUUCUAAACUAAAACGUUUGUUUUAUGGGUUGAAACAGGCUCCUCAUGCUUGGUUUGUCAAGUUUCAUUCCACUCUCCAGGGGUUCUCAAAUACUGAGAGUUAGUAUGAUUUGUUGUUAUUUAUCUCUAACAGCGAGGCAGGUAUUGUGCUUCUUGUUUAUGUGGAUAAUAUAGUUAUUAUUGAAAUUGACUCUGGAUUGAUGUCUCAUCUUCAAGACCGUCUCAAGGAGUCAUUUCAUGUACAAGAUUUGGGAUCUUUACAGUAUUUCUUACGUCUUGAGAUGCUUUCAAAUCCAGUUGGGACUUACCUACAUCAACAUAAGUAUAUAAAGGAGCUGAUUUUAUUAGCUAGCCUUCAGGACGGUCAAUCUGUUGAUAUUCCUUUAGAGGUGAAUGUGUAGAAUCGCAAGGAGGGUAAUCUUCUUGAUCCCUCGUAUCUCCAGUUAAUAGGUAGUUUGAAUUACCUCACUAUUACAUAAUUCGAUAUUUUCUUUGCUGUCCAAGAAGUUUGCCAAUUUAUGCAUGCACCACAACACCUCCCACUUGGUUGCUGUUCGUCGCAUUAUUAGAAGGGUGUUUGAGCCCUUUUUUUUUAAAAAAAUGCAUUUUAGAA